Messenger RNA from Zophobas morio, 1728 nucleotides. RefSeq names its product Dynactin 6, p27 subunit (gene DCTN6-p27). The coding region runs from base 109 to 645 and encodes 178 amino acids. Gene Ontology annotation, biological process: mitotic spindle organization. NCBI's taxonomy places the organism in Eukaryota, Metazoa, Arthropoda, Insecta, Coleoptera, Tenebrionidae. Gene Ontology annotation, cellular component: dynactin complex. The transcript is spliced from 4 exons. Gene Ontology annotation, molecular function: dynein complex binding. The record is from RefSeq and is a predicted model, not a curated record.
UCCACGCGAAUUAUUCUACUGCUGCCCUAACCUCACAAAGUCACAAAAGUGACAGCCUUGUUCGUGCUAAAUGGUUUUGAUUUUGCAUUAUUGAAUCCGUUUAUAAAAAUGUCACGAAACAGCAUUAAAAUUUUACAAGGAGCACUGGUCUGUGAAGAAUCGAAACUUCGUGGCGACAUAACUAUCGGUACAGGAACUAUCAUCCACCCUAGUGCAACAAUUUUGGCUGAAGCAGGACCUAUUAUCAUCGGUGACUGUUGCCUAAUUGAGGAACAAGUAAAAAUUAUCCAUCGACUUCCUUUUGAUCAGCAGGAUAAAGAGAAUACACCAGUAUUAAUAAUAGGUUCACAUAAUGUUUUUGAAGUAGAUUGUCAUGUUGAGGCACCCAAGAUUGGAAACUAUAAUGUCUUCGAGUCCAAAAGUUUUGUUGGGAAUAAAGUUACUGUUACAAAUGGGUGUAUAAUUGGUGCUGGUUGCAAAGUCACACAGGAACAAAUUUUGAAAGAAAAUGUUAUUAUUUAUGGACAUGAUUGUCACAUGAGAGAAGGUUUAGAUCGACCUGGACUCCAAACACUUCAGAUGGAAACACUUUCAAAAAUGUUACCAAAUUAUCAUCACAUUAGAAAGCCAAAUAAAAAGAACUAAUUGUAAAAAAAUUAGGGAACCCCAUGAGAGACUUGUGAAUUGCUCUUUUGCAUUUUAAGGAUAAUAUUACACUCGCAAAAAUUUAAUUGAGUUAUUAAUUUUUCAAAUGUUUCAUCAUAUUGUAUAGUAAUUAAUUAUUAUUUAUUUUUGUCUCUAUAUAUUUAUUAUGUAUACAAAUACUUUCAAAAAUAAGUAAAAAAGUUAUAGAAAAUAAUAUUUUAUACUUUAACUGUAUUGUUGCUUUACAGAAAAAUACGAAAAUUACAUUUAAUGUAUGAGUAUGGAAUAUGUAUUUAACUUUCUGGUACUGACUUUUUAUACAAAUAUUAUUAUUACUUCUUUAUUUUUGUUAUUGUACUUUUGUCUUUAAUAAUGCUUACCUACUAACAAUUUAGUUUGUUAGUUGUGAGAUAGUGAGAUAGAUAAACGAAAAAAAUCUGGUAAAGAAAACGUGUGAAAUUCGUGGUUUUAAGGCAGUAAUGUUAAUGCAUGGUAUGUUAGGUCACCUAACUAGAAAACUAAGGAGACAAUCUAACGACAGAUAUUAACUUCCCAGUUCAAGUUCGUUUUUGUUAAUGUUCGAAUUUGUACUACCCGUAAAAAACCUAUUGCCAAAAUUUCAUAACAAAUUGGCCACAAAAAUUUAUAAAAGACUUGUUUUCCUAAAUUUACUAAGUACUGUCAAAAAUCAUUUAGGUCAAAAAGAAUUGUGCUAUUUUUGUACAACUGUUAAAAAUGACUUUGACUAUUGUGUAUCCUUUCAAUACAAUUUUUUUUAUGGUUGCUCAUAUUUCAACGUAAUCACCUAAUCACUAAUCAUAAGUUAAAAAAAACUACUUUAGUGGGUAGCAAUAUCUAUUGUACCUCAGUAUAUUUUGCAUAAAAUGCUGUUGUAUAAAAAAUGUUUGAUCUCUUGUUCUAAGAAAUAAUAAAUAAGAAGUGAUUAUUAAGUUACAAUUUACAGUUUAAAUAUAGUCAAGGCCUUACAAGCGGGAUUAAUCGACAAUGUCGCUCAAGCUAUUUCGUUAAAUUGAUCUAAUAUUUUAUAUAAAUUUUUAAAUAUUAUAAACACCUAUUUUAUAA